Molecule: messenger RNA, 4477 nt
Organism: Dermatophagoides farinae (American house dust mite)
Lineage: Eukaryota; Metazoa; Arthropoda; Arachnida; Sarcoptiformes; Pyroglyphidae
Product: telomerase-binding protein EST1A
Biological process (GO): nuclear-transcribed mRNA catabolic process, nonsense-mediated decay
Cellular component (GO): telomerase holoenzyme complex
Molecular function (GO): protein binding; telomerase RNA binding; telomeric repeat DNA binding
Source: RefSeq, a predicted model, not a curated record
UCAUCAUAAUCAUCAUCAACAACAACAACAACAACAACAACGUUCAUUCAAUAAUGAUAAUUUUAGUCAAUCACAAAGUUCAUCAAGAAUUCAUGGCCAUAGUAGUAGUCAUCGUUUAGAACAAGAAUUAUAUCGGCCACCUGGUUCACGAAACCAACAUCAUCAUAAUCAACCAUCAGGCCAUUAUAUGGGCCAAAAUCAUAAUCAUCAUCAUCAUCGAUCAACAUAUUAUCAUCAUAAUCGAUUAACAAAUUCAAAUCGCCAAAAUAAUUUGAAUCAAUAUUAUCAACAUCAACAUAGUAAUUAUAGUCGAAAAGUGAACAACAAUAACAAUCCAUCAUCUGGAUCAUCAUCCACAUCAUCUAAUUCAAAUUAUAAAAUUACAAAAAAUCGUCAUCAUCACCAUAGUGAAGAUUCUGAUCAUAAUUCACAUAAAAUCAUGAAUCAAACAAAUGAUCAAAGGCAAUCGAAAUUUGAUCGAUAUGAACAAAAUUUAAAUAAAUUCCAGAAAUCUAUGCAAACAUAUUCGCUCAUUGAUCAAAAUUCAGUUAUUGAACGAUUUGAUCUUCCCAUUUAUAGUUAUUCAAAAAAAUCAGAAAAUUCUGAAAAUCGUAUGGAAUUAAUUCAAAGUAUUAACAAUCUAGUCUUAAUUGAUUCAUUACGAAAUUUGAGUCAAACAAAAUCGAAAUCUCAGUCAACAGCUGCAUCGUCCACAUCUUCAACAUCGCCAUCAAAUAUAAAACAAUCAUCAAUUGAAGAAAAACCGGGCCUGAUCGUUUUACCAUCAAAAACGAUGACAUCGGCCGUAUCUGAACAAAGUUCAACUAUAAUCACAGAUAAAAGCAAAAUGAAUAAUAAAUCAGGUUCAAACGCCGGUAUUAUAAGAUUAAAUCGUGAUACAAUGCAUCAAUUAUUGCAACGAAAUUCAAUGGAUGAAAAUACUCAUCAUCAUCGACAACAAUAUUCACAUCAUUCAAAUGACGAACAUUCAAUCAUCGAUCGAUCGCCAAGAGAAAAACAUAAUAAUACAAUUACAUCACAAAUAGCAGCUGAUUUUUAUGAAUUUGAAAAUCUUCUCGAUAGAUUACGAUAUUAUGGUGGUCGUCAGAAUUGGCGUAAUGGACCAUCAUUGCAAAAAUUCUGUUAUUCUGAUCCGAAUAUUCAGGCAAUUCGUAUACGAAUAAUGAAUGCUUGUGAACAUUUAUUGUUGAUCGAUUUGAAUCGUUCAAUCACACAAAAUGUAUUGCCCAAUAUAUGGGAAAUUUGUUUCUAUGAUUUCAUACGAAUCUAUCGUCAAAAUCAUGGUGGCGAAGAACGGGCAACAAAUUCAACUGGUUCAUUUAAUGAAAAAGAAAUUCACGAUACAAAUCUUUUGUCAAAAUUAGCUCGUGAAGGUCUUGAUUAUUUUGGUACAUUAUAUCAUCGUCUAAUUGAAAAAUAUCAAUUUCAAUUAAAAUCUUUAUAUGAACGUCAUAAAUAUUAUCGUUCGAAUCCAUCAUUGUAUUCUCAUUUACAUGAUAUAACAUGUGUGGUGAAAAUCAUUUUCAUAUAUCUUGGUGAUUUAUGGCGUUACAUAGAACUGGUUCCUCCACCAUCAUCAUCAUCCGUUAGCCAUGGAAAUCAGCUAAAUAGUGGUCAUUUUGUUAAUUCUAAAAACUAUUACAUGAAAGCCCAUAUGUUGGUACCGAAAAAUUCGCACAUCUGUUCACAGUUGGCGUUAGUAUCGUUUUAUCAAAAAAAUUAUUUCGAUGCUAUUUAUUAUUCAAUCAUAUCAUUUGAAUACGAUAUUCUACAUGAUCGAUGUUCGAAUCGUUUUCGAUCGAAAUUCAUUCGUGUACAAUCGAAUCGUCAGAAUCUUCUUGUUUAUUUCGAUUCAAUACGAUCGUUGCAUAUGAAAAUGAUAUCGACAAUUCGUCGUGAUUAUGAUCAAACAAUGGAACGUGAAAAAUUACAAAGACAACGUCUUGAACGUGGCCAUAGCCGUAUUAAUAAAAAUUAUCGUAUUGAAUAUUGGGUACGACCAGAUCGUACUAUAGCCAAAUGUGAUAUGUAUAAUUUUUAUGAUCUAGCUGCUGUUGUCAGCCGUAAUGAAUCGGAACCUGAUUUAUUGAAAUUCUAUGAGAAAUUUAUUCUCAAAUCGCCAGCGACAGCAACAACAACCACAACGACAACAAUGAUGUUGGCCAAAUCACAAUUCAAAGAUCUUAAAGAUCGUUUUACAUUAUCAUUUUUGAUGGUACAUGCUAUGCUAAACCAUCGUGUUGGCCUCGAUCGAUUUUAUGAUGUUGCCAAUCAGAUGAUAUUAGAAUUUGAUUCAGUUAUCAAUCGAUCAUCUGAUCAUGAUAACCAUAGUCAUAAUAAUAAUCGUUUAUCACCCUUUUUUCUCAUUCAAUUAUUCGUAAUCAAUAUGUAUAGUGUGGCCAAUACAAUGGAUGACCAUAAUCGUGACCAUCAUCAAUUACAAUAUGCCGCCUAUUAUGGUUUCACACAAACAAAUUCCUAUUUUAUCAUGUCUACAAUGAUAUCGAUGAUUUUGAAACGUUUGAUUCAUUUGUUUGAAACAUUCCGUCAUCAUCAUCUUGAUCUCUUGGAAUCAAUCAAUUCAUCAACAUCAAUGGCUAAAGGACAAAUAUCCAGAAAAUUAUCCAAUGAACCAGAAUGUAUUGAUGAUUGUUUUGGUUCCAUUUAUCAUACAAUGAUCACAAAGAAUCCUAGCUUGGAAGUUCAACAGGAAUGGUUUGAUUUUUAUUCUUUUCUACCAUGUGUAAAGUUAUGGUCCGAUUGGAUCAUAUCAUUUAAUCCGUAUUUUCCUCCACAAGAAAUGAAUGAUAUUAAAACACCUGGAAUCGAUCAAAAUGUAUGGCAAAUAUUUGCACAAUUUCUCACACAACUACAUCAGAUCAAACAAUAUCCAGUCGUUUUUUAUUCAGAUCAAAAAAGUAAACAUCAUUUAUCGCUUUCGUCACCAAAAUCCUCUGAUCUUGAUCAAAAUGAAUAUGAAUUGGUUCAAUUGCCGGAAGAUAGAUUUUUAGAUGGUUUCAAAAUUCUUCGUGACACACCUGAAUCAUCUAAAUUUGUUCAUACUCCAUUCGUACUGGAAAUUGCGUACAUUUAUAUGCGUAUUGAAAGUAUUAAAUUAUUUGGUGAUUAUCUUUGCGGUCUUCAAUAUCCGUAUCUACGAUUUGAUACAAAAAAUUUUACAUUCGAAUCAUUAAUCAAUACGGAUGAUGUUGAAAAUCAACCAGGAAUCAAGUUGAAACAAAUUCAACAACGACAAUUGAUGGAAGCAAUGAACAGAGAUAAAAAUAAUCAGAUUAUUGCCAAUAAUAAAAGCGAUGGCGACAAUGAUGACGAUGAUGAUGAUGAAUGCUAUUCAAAUGAUGAAGAAGCAAUUAGAGAGAUGAAUGAUUUGAAUCUAAAUCCAAUGGAACGACGAAAAUUGUUACAAUAUCGAAUGUUUCGCCAACAAAAUCGACAACAUGGCCGUUAUUUUCGUAUGAUUGAACAUAUUCAUGAACCGAAACGUCGUUUUAUUAUUAUUCCACGUUAUGUUAUAUUCGAUACGAAUUGUUUCAUAAAUGAUCUUCAUUCGAUUAUGAAAUUUGUCCAUAACAAAUCAUUCAUCGUAGCUGUACCAUUAAUAGUGGUACAAGAACUUCAAUCAAUGAUGGCACGUGGACAACGUCUACAAGUUUCAAAAUCAUCCGAAGAUAUCAAUAAUGAUGAACAACAAGAAUCAAUGAAUUUACGAUAUAAACAGCUGGCAAAAAAAUCAGCUGAGAUACUUGAUUGUUUACAGAAAGCGUUCGAUUCGAAUGUGGAAAAUAUUCGAGCCAUUACAAGUAAAGGAUCCUUAUUAGAUCGUAUUGAUUAUAAAGAAGAAUCGAAUGAUAAUUCAAAUGCCGUUAAUAAUGAUGAUCGUAUACUAUAUGGAUGCGUUAGUUUAGUCGAAAAAGAUAAUCAUCAUGUUAAUGAUGAACAAAUUGAUGAUAAAUGGAUGCGUAACUUGUUGAAAGAUGCCGGUGAACAACAGUUAACCAAUCAAGACGAAUUUAUCCAUCGUAAUGUAAUACUCAUCACAGACGAUAUGAAUUUACGUAUCAAAUCAUUAGGCUAUGAUAUACCGGUUAAAAAAUUUAAACAAUUCCGUAAAUGGGCCAGUACUUUGGAUAAUCAUCAGCCACAAGCACAACAACCAUCACCACCACUACUACGAAAAAAAUCACAACAAUCUACUUAGAUUUAAUCACCAUCAUCAUCAUCAUUUAUUAAUCAUCAACUUUGACCUUUGAUCCCUUGAAUCCACCGGAAAUUUCAGCCAUAUAUUUUUUUUGUCGUUAAAAAAAUUCUGUUGUUGAAAAAUAUUCAAAUAUAUUUUAUUCAAAUGAAUGUAUUUUUAAAAAAAAAAUAAACAAAACGAACAAGAGAAAAAUUCAUUAUUAAAAUGGAAAAGUUUUCUUUUACUUUCUAUUUCUUA